Adineta ricciae is the source of this 564-nucleotide messenger RNA. Lineage: Eukaryota; Metazoa; Rotifera; Eurotatoria; Adinetida; Adinetidae. The record is from the annotation of a GenBank genome assembly.
AUGUCAGAUGCAACAUCAUCGAAAUUUCGCAAUUGUUAUCAACAAGCACGUCAAUGUGUGACAUCUAACCAAUCUAUUCGUCAGUUAUUAAAUGUGCUUUCAAUCUACGGGUGUCCUUUUGAUUUCGAUCGUCAUUUAACAUGUGAAACUACGGAUCGAAAUCUUCGCGGUGGUUUUCAUCAAUCUCUCUGUCAAAUUGUUUUAUAUCCAGAAAAUAUCCAGUCAACGGGUGAACUGUGUACUAUCUUUGAACAUGAACUUAUCCAUGCAUUGGAUUACUGCCGUGCUAAGAUUGAUUUCGCUAACCCAUAUCAUCUCGCCUGUACAGAAAUUCGAGCGGCAUCGUUAACAGAUCAAUGUUCGCUACUGCAACACUUAUCGACAUCGUCACGACCGUUCAUUAUUAAAAAUCAACACGAAUCUUGUGUGAAAAAUCGCGCUCAACAGUCCAUGGAACUGUGUACCGAUCUUCCAAGAAAACAAGUCGAUCAAAUAAUCAAUGAUGUUUUUCUUCGUUGUUAUAAUGAUACGGAACCAUUUGAUAGAAUUCGACGAAGACAAUAA